Aspergillus melleus is the source of this 618-nucleotide messenger RNA. RefSeq lists its product as uncharacterized. Gene Ontology annotation, cellular component: nucleus; proteasome regulatory particle, lid subcomplex; cytoplasm. Bases 1 to 618 code for a protein of 205 amino acids. The transcript is spliced from 2 exons. NCBI's taxonomy places the organism in Eukaryota, Fungi, Ascomycota, Eurotiomycetes, Eurotiales, Aspergillaceae. Gene Ontology annotation, biological process: ubiquitin-dependent protein catabolic process. The record is from RefSeq and is a predicted model, not a curated record. Gene Ontology annotation, molecular function: ubiquitin binding; proteasome binding; endopeptidase activator activity.
AUGUCUAUCGCCCCCAUCAUUACGUUCAAGGCGGGCAUCUGUGACCUGGAUACGUCCAGUGACACCCCCAUCGUCAAGCCCAAGACGACGCCCGGCUACAUCUAUCUCUAUUCGGAAGAUGAAUUGGUACACUUCUGCUGGCGGCCUCGGUCCGCCCCUCACACGGAGCCCGAACUGGACUUGGUGAUGGUCCCCUCGGACGGAAGCUUUUUGCCCUACAAGCCAGCCGGCAACAGCACACCCACGAACGGUCGCGUCUACGUCUUGAAGUUCUCCUCCAGCUCCCAGCGGUACCUUUUCUGGCUACAGUCGAAGUCGCAGCACGAGAGAGGCGAUGCGAGCUGGUUCAGUCCUCGGGACCUCAAGCUCGGAGAUAUCGUCAACACGCUGCUUCAGGGUGAGGAAGUCGAUGUGGAGGAUGAAAUCGCCAACCUCCCUAGUGGAUCCGGUGGCGGCGACGACGACGAGACUAUGGAGGAUGUCGAAGGUGUUGACCACGACCCGAGCCAUAACCACGGCGGAAACAGUGGCGGAGCGGGACCGGAUGCUACCGGUGGAGAUGUCAGAGAGGAAGGUCAAGAGUCGAGGGAGGGUGGUGCCGACGGCGGAAGAGCGUAG